AUGCCGCUGGCAUACCCAUUACCGACCGGCCUUCCGGUCUCGACGGUCAAUAACGCGUCGUCGCUGGUCCGGAUCGUCUGCUUUGCCCUCAUUUCGGGUGCGGCCAUCGCGUCGCGUCUAUUCGCUGUCGUGAACUUUGAGAGUAUUAUCCACGAAUUCGACCCAUGGUUCAACUAUCGCGCCACGAGGGUGCUUGCCUCGAAGGGCUUUUACGAAUUUUGGAAUUGGUUCGACCCUACAGCAUGGUACCCGCUCGGACGUGUCGUGGGAGGGACUAUCUAUCCUGGUCUCAUGGCUACGAGCGGAGUGAUCUACUACACUCUUCAGGCUUUGCACUUACCGGUCGACAUCCGUAACAUUUGUGUGCUCCUUGCUCCUGGCUUUAGUGCCCUCACAGCAUGGGCAACCUACAUGUUCACGAAGGAGAUGAAGGACGAACGCGCUGGCCUUCUCGCCGCUGCUUUCAUCGGCAUUGUCCCUGGUUACAUCUCGCGUUCGGUCGCUGGUUCAUACGAUAACGAGGCCAUUGCCAUCUUCCUGCUCAUGUUCACAUUCUACUUGUGGAUCAAGGCACUCAAGGAUGGAAGCGCGCUCUUCGGCACACUGGCUGCAUUGUUCUACUUUUACAUGGUAGCUGCAUGGGGUGGUUAUGCCUUCAUCACGAACAUGAUUCCGGUUCACGCCCUUGCACUCAUCAUCAUGGGGCGCUACACCAGUCGUCUCUACGUCGCAUACUCAACAUGGUAUGCCAUUGGUACGCUUGCUAGCAUGCAAGUGCCAUUUGUUGGUUUCCAGCCUGUCCGCACAAGCGAGCACAUGGGAGCGCUCGGCGUCUUCGGUCUCCUCCAGAUCGUUGCAUUCGUCGAGCUUGUCCGUGCUCAUGUCUCGUCGAAGCAGUUCAAUGACUUGCUCUACGUUUCGGUUAUCGGCGCAGGUCUCGUUGGUGCUGCUGGUAUCGUCGGGUUGACCUACAUGGGUUGGAUCGCUCCCUGGACCGGCCGCUUCUACUCUCUCUGGGACACUGGUUACGCCAAGAAGUAUAUCCCCAUCAUCGCGUCUGUUUCCGAGCAUCAACCGACUGCUUGGCCGUCAUUCUUUAUGGACCUGCAACUCCUUGUCUUCCUGUUCCCCGCUGGUGUCAUCAUGUGCUUCCGCCAACUUCGCGACGAGCAUGUCUUCGUUAUCAUCUACGCCCUCGUCGGCAGCUACUUCGCCGGUGUCAUGGUUCGCUUGAUGCUUACGCUUACGCCCUGCGUUUGUGUUGCCGCCGCGAUUGCCAUCUCCAAUGUACUCGACACGUACAUCGACCCCAAACAACCUGAACCGCCAAAGGCACCCGCUGAGGAAGAGUCGAAGAAGACCAAGGAGGCGAAGGAGGAGCCUCCCAUCGCCUUCACUCCGGAGAACAUCGUUGCUUCGGUCAAGAAGUACUUUGAUGGUACUCCGGCCAUCGGUAUCUACGGCCUUGGACCGCGGUUAGCCGUGUUGUUGCACACGACGCUCCUUCUGCUAUUCUUCGUCCUACACUGCACUUGGGUCACCUCGUCCGCCUACUCCAGCCCAUCCGUUGUGCUCGCCAGUCAUACGAAGGAUGGGAUGCAUCUUAUUGACGAUUUCCGUGAGGCGUACUACUGGCUCCGCCAGAACACGCCUGAGACGGCUGUGGUCAUGAGCUGGUGGGACUACGGUUACCAGAUCGCGGGUAUGGCCGACCGCCCUACUCUUGUUGACAACAACACCUGGAACAACACGCACAUUGCCACUGUUGGCAAGGCCAUGUCAAGCUCUGAGGAGGUUGCCUACCCAAUCCUUCGCAAGCACGACGUCGACUACGUCCUCGUCAUCUUCGGUGGCCUCAUCGGCUACUCCGGCGACGACAUCAACAAAUUCUUGUGGAUGGUUCGCAUCGCGCAAGGCGUAUGGCCAGAUGAGAUCCGCGAACCGGACUACUUCACGCCCCAGGGCGAGUACAGGAUCGACGACCAGGCAAGCGCGGCGAUGAAGAACAGCCUGAUGUACAAGAUGAGCUACUACCGUUACAACGAGUUGUUUGGUGGUCAGUCGGGUCAGGACCGUGUGCGUAACCAGAUGACUCCGAGAGUUGGCCCGACGCUCGACUACCUCGAGGAGGCGUACACAUCAGAAAACUGGAUCGUCCGCAUCUACGCGGUCAAGAAGGAUGACCCCCUUGGACGGGACUGGAAAACGGCGAACUCGUUCGAGGCCGGAAAGAAGAGGAAGAAGACCAAGCCUCCGGUUCGCCGCAAGGCUUUACCUACCCUGUAG
This is a messenger RNA of Peniophora sp. CBMAI 1063, 2286 nucleotides long. The record is from the annotation of a GenBank genome assembly. NCBI's taxonomy places the organism in Eukaryota, Fungi, Basidiomycota, Agaricomycetes, Russulales, Peniophoraceae.